AUGGAGGCUGUACUGGGGCAGGUGGAGCAGCUGCCGGCGCUCCUGGCCGUGUCCCGCUCCGCGCUGGUGCGGGACUGGGACUCCCUCACGCUGGAUAGGGCUCUGGAGUGGGCCCGCUAUUUUCAGCACCUCUAUGACCGGUUUCGUGCCCGUCCCCAGCUCCGGGAGGUCCUCGGGCGGCGGCUGCGCCGGUCCCAGCCGUGCCCUCUGCUCGGCUUCCCCGCGCUGGGCCGCUGCCCGCAGCUGCUGGGGCUGGCGCUGCUGGAGAACCGCGCUCUGCCGCCCGCCGCCUGCCGCCGCCUGGUCCGCAGCCUCCUGCAGCCUCCCGGCGCGGGGCCUGCCUCCGACCCCCGGGGCCUGGAGCUGCUGGCCCGCCGCAAGGCCGCUGCCCGCCUGCUGGCCUUGCCCCGCCAUGCCCCCGGGCCGGAGCCGCAGCUGCAGGCGGAGGCGCGGCUGCUGCUGAGCCGGCUGCGGCAGGAAGCCCGGGAGGCCGCGGGGCAGCUACGCUGGCUGUGCGGGGCUCUGGAGCUGCUGCCCCAGCCCCGCGCUUUCGGGGUGGUGGCGGCGGCGCUGGCUCUGCUCAAGCAGGGCCGUGGCGCUGAGCAGGCCGGAGACGGGCAUGGGGAUGGGGAUAGGGAUGGGAGCAGCAGCCCAGACGGGUACCAGGAGAGUGCUGCAGGAGAGGAAUGCACCGCCGGGCUCCUGCUUUCCUGGCUGCUGGGCAACCAGGAUCGAUUUUCUGCCUUCUGCCUUUGCAUCCCAAGUUCCCAUCUUGCCUUCCUAGCUGGUCAGUAUUCCCAGUUAUGCAGAUCUUAUUUGGACCUCUUAACCGGCUGGGGAAGGCACUUGCACUAUGACCCUUUGCAGGGACAGUGGGUUAAAAGUUGCCUUGACAAAGCUGAAUUGUCCUGGGAGGAAUUAAGGGAGCACUUCAUCUGCCUCUGUCAGGGAUCCACGCCGCUCAAAGAGCAGACCCAAGCUGCUCUGGAACUCCUGAGGACACAAGAUGGAGACUUCAGAGUCCGUGGCCUAAGUGUGUGGACUGACUUACUGAUGGAAGUGGGCUACUCAUGCGUGGACACAAAAACAACGGGGAAACUUACAAAAUCAAGUACAUCUGGUUAACUUUAUUUGGUGUGAAAGGCAAGACAACUACUCCUCACUUCCUUGAAAACCAAAUGCUACUGUGACUGCUGAUCACAAUGAUUCUGAUUGCAUCUGGUUCUGAAAUCUUUCCGGGAGGUCUGGUGUUUUCUUCUUGUUGUGCUGUCAUUUCUGGUCAACACAGAAAAUUUCUUCCUUUUCAGUACUUGCUGAUUAAUUAUCUAAUAAAAUGAAGAAAAUCCA
Agelaius phoeniceus (red-winged blackbird) is the source of this 1347-nucleotide messenger RNA. The record is from RefSeq and is a predicted model, not a curated record. NCBI's taxonomy places the organism in Eukaryota, Metazoa, Chordata, Aves, Passeriformes, Icteridae.